Hemicordylus capensis (graceful crag lizard) is the source of this 3929-nucleotide messenger RNA. RefSeq names its product FCH and mu domain containing endocytic adaptor 1 (gene FCHO1). Gene Ontology annotation, biological process: clathrin coat assembly; clathrin-dependent endocytosis. The coding region runs from base 379 to 3480 and encodes 1033 amino acids. The record is from RefSeq and is a predicted model, not a curated record. Gene Ontology annotation, cellular component: clathrin-coated vesicle; plasma membrane; clathrin-coated pit. NCBI's taxonomy places the organism in Eukaryota, Metazoa, Chordata, Lepidosauria, Squamata, Cordylidae. The transcript is spliced from 29 exons.
CCAAGGCCCGCAGAAGCCCCGCCCCUUUCCCACCUCUCCUACUCGCGCGGGGAGCCAGACUGGCCGCGCUUCUAUUUUUUUUUAUUUUAUUUUGCGAAGGCAGCGAGAGAAGCAGGUGCGCGCCAUGCGGAGGAGCGCCAGGAGGAGAGCAGUGAGCUGAGCCCGUUGCAGGAGCCAAGUUCCGAUCACCUGCCUUUGGCUCCCCGCCCUUUUGCGUGUGCCGCUGGCUGACUUGUCUCCUCUGCACCCUCCCCAGGGGGAUUUCCUCGCCUCGUCCUCCUCGCAGGAGCUGAGAGCAUGAGCCAGCAAGAACGGCAGGCCUCCUUCCGCUGGGUUUCCAAGCACUGAACUGUGAGCGUCCCAUCCUGUGACGUCAAGAUGUCUUAUUUUGGUGACCACUUCUGGGGAGAGAAGAACCAUGGUUUUGAUGUCCUGUAUCACAACAUGAAGCACGGGCAGAUCUCUGCCAAGGAGUUGGCGGACUUUGUGCGCGAAAGGGCGGCUGUUGAAGAAUCCUAUGCCAAAUCCAUGGUCAAGAUGUCCAAGAUGGCCGGGAAUUGUACUCAGCUGGGGAGUUUUGCUCCGCUGUGGGAGGUCUUCCGCAUCUCGUCUGACAAGCUGGCGCUGUGCCACGCCGAGCUGGUGAAGAAGCUGCAAGACCUGCUGAAGGAGAUCGGACGCUAUGGGGACGAGCAGCUGCGGACACACAAGAAGUCAAAAGAUGAAGUGGCCGGGACCCUGGAAGCUGUCCAGGUCCUGCAGGGAGCAGCCCAGCACCUGCCCAAAGCCAAGGAGACCUACCACAGCCGGUGGCAGGACCUCGAGCGCCUUCGGAGGGAGGGGGCCAGCCAGAAGGAGAUUGAUAAGGCUGAGCUGAAAUCCCGGAAGGCGGUUGAGGCGCUUCGCCGUGCCGUGGAGAAGUACAACGUGGCCCGGGACGACUUUGAGCAGAAGAUGUUGGACUCGGCUGUGCGUUUCCAGGAGGUGGAGGAGUCUCACUUGGAGCACAUGAAGCUGCUGAUCGGCUCCUAUGUGCACUCGGUGGAGGACACCCACGUCCAGAUUGGGCAGGUGCACGAAGAAUUCAAGCAGAACAUGGAGAACAUCGGGGUGGAGACACUGCUACGUAACUUUGUCGAGAGCAAAGGAACUGGCCGACAACCCCCAGGGCCUUUGGAUUUUGAGGAGCUGAGCAUGAUUCCCGUACAGGAAGGACCCAAGCGCACCCGCAGCAAAGCCUUUCGCAUCCCUGGCCUGGGUCGCAAAGAACGAGAGCGGGACUCUGUGGAGUCUCCAGAUGCUGAUUCUGGGCCUCCAGAAGUGGACGAGGAAGGCUUUACUCUUCGGCCCGACACAAACCAGAACGGCGAGCACAGCAACCGCUUCUGCUCGUCCAGCGACUCAGAUUAUGAUGACGAGGAGCCCCACAAGUUCUACAUCCGGAUCAAGCCUGUGCAGCCGCGCGAGAGGACCAACAGUGCUGCAGCCUCUGCUGCGGUGGAGCAGCUCAAGGCCUCUGUGGGCAAUCUCAUCCUGCCGCCAAGUGUGGGGUGCACAAUGAAACGACAUUCAUCUAGGCACUUAAAAACUCUCGCCUCAGCUGCGGUGGAAACCGACUCUGACACAGCCCCGGCUGCAGGUGACAAACGGGGGAAAAUGCAGGCACCUCACCUUGCCAUCCGGACAGACAGCUGUGACAGCAAGACUGAAGCCGACGUGCUGCCGACCAGUGCGCUGUUUGGACCUCCGCUGGAAUCGGCUUUUGAGAAUGAAGACUUCUCAGCUCCCCGGCUGUAUCUCUUGGCCUCCAGCCCGUCUCCCUUUUCCUCCUCGUCGCCCGAGAAUGUGGAAGACUCCGGGCUGGAUUCGCCCUCCCACCAGGCCACUGGGCCCUCCCCGGAUUCCCGCCUGUGGAGCCCGCGGCCCGGCACCCCCCAGAGCCCGCUGGGCAAACGGGCUUCCAGUAGCAGCUUGAGCCUCCGCGGCACACGGCCUAGCCUCCCGGCCGAGGACGGACCCAGCCCCUGGCUGCCCCAGCCAGCCUCCCGCGACCUGCCCUGCUUCGCCGCUGAGCCCGAUUGGGCGGACUCUGUGUCUGCUUGGCCCGCGGCGCCUGCUCACGGCAACCCACCCGGCUCCCGCGAAGAGUCGUCGCCAGACCCCUUCUCCGGGGAGCCCGUGGUGAGCGGCCGGCGGGCAUGGACAGCUCGGCCCCGCAGCCCAGCCUCGGACUGCGCCCCGCGGGCUUGCGAGCGGGACAGCUGCCUCUCCUCCAACUCGGCCUCCUCCUCUUCCUCCUCCCCGGCGCCCCCCAGCAGCGGCGAUUCCACCAGCCCCUCCCCCUGGGCCCCGCGGGGCAGAGACUCGGAGAGCGGGACACCCGCGAUCCCCGAAAUCCCAUCGGAGCCGGUUCACUUGCCUCAGUCCGCCCCACCCAGCCUGACCCCCAUGGUGGCCCCACCUCGGCGAUACCGCACCAAAAGGCCCUUGGCUGUUUCGGCCACCUGCGUUGGCAGCGAGACGCCUCGCUCUCUCAGCCCUUCCCCCCUCUGGGCUUUGUCGACUCCCCAGAGCUCCUCUGGCUUGACGGAGCGGGCCUUCUUCAUGGCCACCCAGCCGGGACUUGGCAUUUCCCGUGGCCCCUCCCCCGUGGUCUUGGGCUCUCAGGGUGCAUUGCCCGUUGCAACGGCCUUCACAGAAUACAUCCACGCCUACUUCAAGGGUCAUAACUCUGAUAGCUGCCUCGUCAAGGUCACUGGGGAGCUCACCAUGUCCUUCCCAGCGGGGAUUAUCCGCGUCUUCAGCAGCACCCCGGCGCCUCCUGUCCUGAGUUUCCGCCUCCUGCACACAGCAUCCAUCGAACAGUUCUUACCCAACGCCGACCUCCUCUUUAGUGACCCAUCCCAGAGUGACCCCAGCAGCAAGGACUUCUGGCUGAACAUGAGUGCCCUCACCACGCACCUCCAGAAACAGGCGGAGCAGGCUGCAACUGCCCCUUACUACAACGUGACCCUACUCAGAUACCAGUACUCCAAGCAAGGUCCGGCUUGGGCGCCCCUGCAGCUGGCCGUGAACUGGGAGUGCGCGUCGGACGCCACCCGGGUGCGUGUGGACUACAGCUAUAAUGCGGCCGCCCUUGCCUCCGCAGUGGCGCUUUCCAAUGUGCAGGUCCUGCUGCCCAUGGAGGAACCCGUGGCCAAUGUCCGGCUUCAGCCCACAGCUUCUUGGAACCUGGAGGAAAAGCGCUUGCUUUGGCGGCUGCUGGAUGUCUCGGGAGCCCAGGGCCGUGGAGGUUGCGGCCACCUUCUGGCCAGCUGGGAACCCUUAAAUGGCCCCAGCAAGCCGAGUCCGGUGGCCGCCCAGUUCACCAGCGAGGGCAGCACUGUCUCGGGAGCGGACGUGGAGCUGGUGGGCAGUGGGUACCGAAUGUCACUCGUGAAGAAAAGGUUUGCCACAGGGAUUUACCUCGCUGGCUCCUGAGUCUCAGCUCUGCCCAUUGCUGUUUUUGAAGCGUGCUGGAAGUCAGAAAAAAAAAAUCUAUUUGCUUUUAAAUUAUUUUUUUGCCUGGAUUUUAAACGCUGGAGGAAAAAGCGAAGUUGGGGGAUUUGAGGAAUCUAGCAAGACCUCGAGCGAGAAGGCGGAGACCUUGUGAAUGCUGUGAAGUCCCCAUAUGGAGAGGGAGGACUCAGAAUUGCACUGAAGAAGAAAAUUCCCCUUUUAUCCCUCCUUUUUACUUUGACUCUGCAUCUCUCAUGCCUAAGUUGCUUGCCCCUGCUCCCUUUUGUAAGUAACCUCGGUGCUGCAUUCCAGACCUGGAAGGGGCACUGUCCUGUUUCUUCCAUGCUGCUAGGUGACGCACUCAUGGGAACGUGGCUCUUUUAAUAAAAACACUUUGAUUUUUUUUUCUAAUAAAAAUUCCUUUGAAUUCU